Molecule: messenger RNA, 1711 nt
Organism: Rhopalosiphum maidis (corn leaf aphid)
Lineage: Eukaryota; Metazoa; Arthropoda; Insecta; Hemiptera; Aphididae
Gene: mah
Product: amino acid transporter AVT1D
Exons: 8
Coding region: 286-1593 (435 amino acids)
Source: RefSeq, a predicted model, not a curated record
GUGUAAUUAGGUGCCUACGCGGUAUAUUUUAUUCAGAAACAGAAGUAUCAUGUUACUACAUUUUUAUAAUGUACAACAAUAUAGUCAGUAUAAUAUAAUAUUAUAUUAUUAUGGUUAGAAUAAGGUUUUUUGAGGGCUUCAUUCAUAACGAUUGUGUUACUUGGAUAUUUUGUACCAUGAGAAUAUUGUUCAGUAUAGUGUAGGCAGUUAACGAAACAAAUAGGCAAUAUAUUUUUAAUUUCGAAAUUUUGGUUUGAAAGCCAAUAAAAUAAAAAAAAAAUUAAAAUGAUCGUGGACUCUAGUGGUUUGACGGUGCCUUUCGCAAUUUUGUGUAUUGUUGAUUUGUUUGGUAUAUUCCCGAUAGUCGUGUUACCGGGACCUGUAAUAAAAUGCGGAUGGUUGGGAAUACCACUGGCUAUCAGUGUAUUUACAAUUCAAGUAUACACUGCAAUAUUGUUGGGAAAAUGUUGGAUCAUAGCUGAAGAAAUUGAACCAAAUAUUGUAAAAAAAAACAGGUAUCCGUAUGCUGCUUUAGCUGAGCUUAUUUUUGGUGAUAAAGUAAAACGCAUUGUCACAGUUAUGUUGGACGUCGCCGUAUUUGGUGCAUGCAUUCCAAACCUCCUAAUUGCUUCUUACAAUCUUCACAUUCUUGGAAUAAAACUCUCGAAUGAUAGUUUUAACUUGUCACCGUGUAUUUGGUUGAUUGUUGUUGGAAUAGUAUUGUGUCCACCUCUUUGGCUUGGGAGUCCAAAAGAUAUGAAAUGGAUUGCAUCGAGCUCUGUAUUUUUUGUGGGCUCAGUGAGUGUUUUAACAUGGAUAUCAAUGUACAAUACACAACGUGAAAUGUAUGCACCUAUUCUCGAACCUUCAUGGAAUAGUGUUGCUCUUGCAUACGGAUUAUUAGCAUUUCAGUUUGAUGUCCAUCCUCUCGUUCUCACUAUACAGAUGGAUAUGGUUAACAAACGAAAAUUGCCCCUGGCAAUCAUCUGUGCAUUUUUAAUAACGUGUAGCUUAUUUUUAAUAACUACUACCAUUGGAUAUGUACGAUUUGGAUCGCUCUUGAGCUCUAAUCUACUGGACCAACUGUCAGAGAGUUAUGUAUUAGACGUCAAUAUAACUUUAGUUACAAUUCAAAUAUGUUUAUCGACAGCAGUUAGCACCACAGCACUGUUUCAGCACAUUGAACAUUUUUUUAAAAUACCUAAAGAAUUCAAUUGGAGAAGGUGUGUAUUAAGAUCGUGUAUAGUGAUGUUGGCGGUAACGAUAGGAGAGGCUGUACCAAGAUUUGACCUAUUGAUGGGCUUAAUUGGAGCACUGUUGACUGGUCCAUUAAUGUUCCUCUUGCCACCAUUGUUUUACAUUAAAAUACGAUCACUUCGUCGAUUAAAAACCAAAAAGUCCGAAGGGGUGUGUUAUCGUACGUUUCCAAAUGCAAAACCGACUCCGAUAGUUGGUUUCAAGCGUUUAGCACUGUUAGUGUUUAUAAUAUUAGCUGGAACAUUGGCAACCAUCUUGUCAACGGUAUCCGGGAUUAGAGAUACAAUUAUAUAUGCCAAGUUCACGCCUUCGUGCAUAAUGAAAUUAUUCGAAUGACAUAAUUUGAAAAUAAUUUGUUUGUUUUUCGCAUUUGUUAAUCAGAGUAAACACUGAAAAACGGUAUGUGAGAUGUGACUGUAAUAAAUUGCUGAAUAAAAGUAUUUGGUAAUGGUUA